CCCCCCCCCCCCCCCCCCGCAGCCCACCUUCCCUCUUGGCUACUGUAACUGUAAAUAGCAACCUUUGGAAAACGUUAGCAGUGUAACAGUCCAGGAAACUGUUUUUUUUGUUGUCGUUGUAUUGAUAUGAAAUGAGAUUCUAUUUUUGUCAAAGUAUAUUGUAAUAAUAAUGACUCAAGCGGCCCGUACUGUACAGAUGAGACUCUUCUGCUGUUGUUCUUGCUCCCCGCCCCGCCCCUUUCUGCUGGGACCUCAGGCUGGACCCCAGAUCAGACGGGAGGGGGCAGGCCCCCAGCCUGCCAUCCAGAGGGGGCUGGCCCGAGUGGGCAGGUGGCGUGUGCAGGCGGACAGGGGGUCUGCCCCGGUCCUUCACCUGCACCCAGCUCCUCUACCCCAGGGGCGCACCGCUCCCUGGGGGUGUCACCCCAGUAGGACAGUAGACAGUAGACAAGGCCCAGCUUUGCGGUCCUGCCUCUGUGACCCAGCCGCUUGCAGUAUUCCGACACUUGACGCAGGGAGGGAACCAGAAGCAGGGGCGUAUGUGACCACACAUGUACCUGAGCGUGUCCGUGAGGGCAUCCGGUAUCCGUGUGUGUAUGGUGGCGUGGACGUACUGGUGUGUGUCUCUGAGCCCAUCUGGGCCUAUCCACAGAUCUGUGUGAAUCGAGCUCCAAGGGCAUGUCCGUGUGUGCACGUGCCUGGUGUUUGCGGAGGGACAGUUGCCGCUGGGCUGCACAGCCCUGGCUCUCAGCUCCACGCCCCUCCCGCUUGGCCCCUGCCCCAGUCCCCCCUCCGCUUUGACAGGUUUGGACCACAGUUAGGGGAGGAUCUGGCAGCUGCCCCCUUCGCCUCUCCCUGGGGCCCUGCUUCUCCUGGGCUCCACGCACAAGUGGCCACCCGGUCCCUGGUCCUUUGCACACACACGCAGCUGCCCUUCCUGCUCGUCCCCCACCCCAGUCCUGCUUUCAGGGUGACACUCAUGAUCCUCUUCCUUCUUGAAGCUUCUUCUUUGGGCCGUGAUCCUUCCUUACUCAGAGUUCAAGCCCCACCUGCUGAUUGGGCACACGGCAUGUCCCAACCUACUCCGUGGGUUCCUAGAGGGAGUUUGAAGAGUCGACAAGACUUGAUCAGGGCCUCAAAGUACACCAGGGUAUAGGCUUGCGCAUGCACGCGUCCCCAGAGCCUUGCCCGGUGUCUGGCACAUAGUUGGUGCACAGUAAAUGCCGAAUGGGUGAGCGAUAGGUGCUCAAUAAAACUCAAGUGACUGGCUUUCCCUUCUCAGGCUGUUCCUGGCAGCAGUCCGCCCACCUUUGGAAGCUGGGCUUGGCCGCCACUAGACACACGGUGGGGACGAGAGCCCCUGCGGUUCACGGUGCAAUAUUCACCAGUUUUGCCCUCUGCCUUGUAAUGGCAAACCUGGCUUUUGAUUACCGUGUGUGUGUGUGUGUGUGUGUGUGUGUGUGUGUGUGUGUGUGUGUCUUUCCUCUCUCUCUCUGGGGCAGGGGGUGGGUCUGUGAAUGAAUAUGUGACAUUUCUGCAAUUCAGUAUCCCAAGGUUUCUCUUGGGGGUAGGGGCUCCUGGCUGGCCAGACGCAUGGGUCCCUGGGAACCCAGACCUCAAGGGGGGGGGGGGGCUUCAUUUCUUCCUCUCGCAAAGCCAAAUUUGCCUCCACCUACUCCUUCCUCCGAAGAACUGGGCGUUUGCCAAAGUAAUCACUGGAGUCAUCCCGUGCCCCUCCCUCCCCCAGCCUUCCCACAGCUUCCAGGGACAGUGGGCAAGAGGACCCUCCCAUUCCACUGGGACGCACCGUUCCUCCCCUCCCCAGCAGUGCCCUCAAUGCAGCAAGACUGACCCCUGACCUUUACCCAGCCCUCCCCACCUUGGACAGGAAGGAAUUAAUGCACCUUCUCUUGAUGAUUAUUUAUUUGUUUGGAGAGACAGAAAUGAUGUAAAAGUGUAUCUAGAAAUAUCUAUAUCUAUAUAUUUUUAACUGACUCUUUGGAAUCCCCUGGGGUGGGGUGGGGGUGAAUUUAGGCUUUCGUAGAGGAGAGGAGACCUGGAGCCUGGGAACUCUUGUGCUCUCCUCUGCCACCUCUGUCCACCCCCUAAGCGAUGGUGGAAGCCGUGGUGGGAUUUGUGUGGGGGCAGGGGCUCGAAUGUUCUAUGGAGAAUCUGGAUUCUCUUUGUCUUCCCCAUUCAAGUCCCAAAGGGAAGGGGGAGAGGGAGGGAGGCAUGGAGCUGCCCCCCCCGAAACCCGACAAUCACCCACACUCCUGGGGCUGCUCCUGGGUCCUGGGCAGGGCGAGUCCAAGUGUGUGGCUGUUGAUUUGUUUUCAAUAUUUCUUUCCGUGCUGUAUGGUGAUGCUUUCUUAGUAUUCUACACAAUAAGAAGACAAAGUCCUCGGGAUUCUUAUGAGUUUUGUUUGAAAACUCUUUCACUAUAUUUGUUGUAAAGAGGUUUACUAUUAAAAAGAAUACACGUUUCUGAUA
Messenger RNA from Callorhinus ursinus (northern fur seal), 2490 nucleotides. The record is from RefSeq and is a predicted model, not a curated record. NCBI's taxonomy places the organism in Eukaryota, Metazoa, Chordata, Mammalia, Carnivora, Otariidae.